AGACGACGCACUUGAAAUUCAGUACGGUGUAAUGAAGAAUGACCAAGACGGCCAGAUGUCAUUCGCAAGGCAUGUGUACGCCAACCCAUUGAACCCUGAAAUUUGCCCUGUGCUGAGUUUGGCCGUUUUGUUGUUUACUCGUGGCGCCAACCUCCCAGGCUCGCAGUCCCUCUUGUUCGGCUACAAUGCCAAGGAACGUUUUUCAACUUGGCUCCGCAACACGUGUUCCAACUCUGAAGACGACAUCGUGUCGAUGGGCUUGGCCAUUGCGGAUAUUGGCACUCACUCCUUUCGCAAAGGUGUGGCCAGUUCUUUGUCCAACUGUCCUGGCGGUCCACAGGCAGUGUCGAUCUGGCUCCGUGCGGGGUGGAGUUUGGGCAGUGUACAAGGUCAGUACAUUUUCGAGGGUUCAGGGGGAGACCAAUUUGUUGGCCGCGCAGCAACAGGCCUCAAUGUGAACGACGACAAGUUCGGUAUUUUGCCCCCCCAUUUUGGCAACAUGGCAGUCGUUACGCCCGCGCUGUGGGAACAAAUCCUGCCAGGAUAUUCCACGUUUUAUUCCCCGUCGUUUCGCUCAGCCAUCCCUUUUCUCUUGGCCUCAUUGGUGCAUCAUCACGAUUGGCUGAACAGGACUCUCCAUCCCUCGCACCCCCUGUUUCUUUCCCCUGCUUGGGUGUCCGGGAUACUGACCGCACUACUGCCAAACGUGUAUGUGGGUAACUUGCACAACCCUGCAACUAACAUGGUGGCAACUGGAAUCCCCCCCAUGUACCACUCUACCAGCAGCUACGUGACAUGCAGCAAUCGAUAACUAGUGUAAACACCGCGCUGGAAACUGGUUUUAGUAGAAUUCCUCAACAAAUUCGAAGUGGAAUUGAGUCUGGUGUGCCUGGCGAUAAACCUGUCACGAUGGGGUUAUUGCGCCACACUUUGCACGAUUUUGGCCAAUCACUACUCUCCAAAUUGUCCCC
Messenger RNA from Aphanomyces astaci, 971 nucleotides. RefSeq lists its product as hypothetical. The transcript is spliced from 3 exons. Bases 32 to 811 code for a protein of 259 amino acids. The record is from RefSeq and is a predicted model, not a curated record. Lineage: Eukaryota; Oomycota; Saprolegniomycetes; Saprolegniales; Verrucalvaceae.